This is a messenger RNA of Aspergillus mulundensis, 1353 nucleotides long. RefSeq lists its product as uncharacterized. The transcript has 5 exons. Bases 1 to 1353 code for a protein of 450 amino acids. Gene Ontology annotation, molecular function: transmembrane transporter activity. The record is from RefSeq and is a predicted model, not a curated record. Gene Ontology annotation, cellular component: fungal-type vacuole membrane. Gene Ontology annotation, biological process: transmembrane transport. NCBI's taxonomy places the organism in Eukaryota, Fungi, Ascomycota, Eurotiomycetes, Eurotiales, Aspergillaceae.
AUGGCCAGCCAAAUUCAAACAUCGGCCACAUCCGUGGAGAUGUCCUCGACGACUGGAGCAGGCGAGCGCCUGCACCGCGUAGGCCCUUCCGAGCUCUCCGGCUCUGAUGUCCAGGACAUGAUGCAGGCAUCUCGCGAGGCAGACUCGCAAGUCCCAGACGGUGGCUACGGGUGGGUUGCGGUGGGCGGCUGCGCUGUUCUAACCUGGUGGUUUGUGGGGACGUCGUAUAGCUGGGGGAUUCUGCAGGCUGCGCUCGUCAAAGAGGGUGUGUCGUCUGCGUCUACGCUUGCGUUCGUGGGCUCGCUCGCCGUCGCCUGUAUCUCUUUCCUGGGAAUCCUCAAUGCAACGCUGAUUCGGAAGUUCGGGACUCGCGUAUGCGGCGUGCUGGGUGUUGUGUUUCUUGGAUUGGGCGAAAUCCUGAGCGGGUUUGCGCUGAGGAGUAUCGGAGGCUUGUUUGUGACUGCUGGGGCCGUUAUGGGGGUUGGUAUUAGUUUAUGUUUCAUGGUCGUCUCAGUCGUCCCAGCCCAGUACUUUAGAACUAAGCGCGGAAUCGCCAAUGGGAUAGUUUACGCCGCUGGCGGACUGGGCGGAGCAGUCAUCAGUUUCAUCAUAGACGCCCUCAUUCAGAGCACCGGCCUUGCCUGGACCUUCAGGACGAUCGGACUAAUAACCCUAGCCACCGGGAUACCAGCGGCCCUUCUAAUCAAAGAGCGGGUAUCAAUUCCUCGAUCGGCUUAUGUUGAAUGGCACCUCUUUCGUGACAUCCGUUUCACGCUGCUCUUCCUCGCCGGCGCAAUUGCCACAUUCCCACUGUUCGUGCCUCCCUUCUUCCUUCCCCUCUACACCUCGUCAUUGGGAAUGAAGUCCUCCCUUGGCGCCGGCGUAGUCGCAGCCUUCAACUUCUCUUCCGCACUGGGACGUCUCAUGUGCGGCUUCUUCAGCGAUACGUUGGGGCCGCUGAAUACGCUCUUCUUGUCUCUCCUCCUCAGUGCUGUGAGCAUGCUUGUCCUCUGGCCUGUCUCGAACUCGAUAGGUCCGCUCGUGGCAUUUGUCAUCAUCAAUGGAAUGGCGAACGGCGGGUUCUUCUCGACUAUGCCGACGGUAGUAGGGAAUGUAUUCGGCUCUGCUAGAGUGAGCGUGGCUAUGGGAAUGAUUGUUACCGGAUGGGCUGGAGGAUAUUUACUUGGUGCUCCGAUCGCAGGAUACAUCCUCGAUGCCUCUGGUGGCGAAGAAGGUGGGAUCAAAGCGUACAGGCCUGCGAUCUUCUACGCCGGAUCUUUGGCGUUUGCGGCGGCCGGUUUGGCUGGUGCGAUACGGUUAAAGGCGGAUAUUAACUUGAAGAAGAGGUUAUAG